Messenger RNA from Haliotis rufescens (red abalone), 3274 nucleotides. RefSeq names its product exosome component 10-like. Gene Ontology annotation, cellular component: nuclear exosome (RNase complex); nucleolus. The coding region runs from base 5 to 2641 and encodes 878 amino acids. Gene Ontology annotation, molecular function: 3'-5'-RNA exonuclease activity; nucleotide binding; nucleic acid binding. The record is from RefSeq and is a predicted model, not a curated record. Lineage: Eukaryota; Metazoa; Mollusca; Gastropoda; Lepetellida; Haliotidae. Gene Ontology annotation, biological process: histone mRNA catabolic process; nuclear polyadenylation-dependent snRNA catabolic process; nuclear polyadenylation-dependent CUT catabolic process. The transcript has 22 exons.
CAAAAUGGCGUCGUCCCGUGAAAGCAUGGACAUCGACGAUGUGAAAGACGACAAUAGUGAAUGCCAACCGAUUAUUCCGGGAUAUGCUGACAUCAAUGAAUAUUCACAGAAAGUCUUGAAAAGUGUUCUACAGGCCACGCGGUCCUCCAAUAGUCUACCGACAGGCGACGACUAUGACUUCUACUCGACAUUCAGAUCGGUCAAGGAUGUGCUGGACAUUGAGGGCAGGAGAAUCUUGCAGCUGAUAGAGAGCAUCCUACGCCAACAGAGUGUCAAGGCCAAAAUAUCGACCAACAGUGAUGUUAUUGAGUUUGAGGACAAGUUUGAUGCUGUCAUGGAUGCUAAUGAUCAGAUUCUUGAGAGAGUUGGUUCGAGCCUGGAUGAAGCCUCUGGCAUCAAGAAACCGGAGGCUGACUUGGUGUUUGCCACAGCCACAGCAAGGACAUCAACAGCAGCUAGUUGGAACAAAAAGGAGAAGAGCACAGCAGGGGACAACACAUACAGACUGCUGGCGGCACGGAACAUUGAACGUCCCCAGCUCAAGUUUAAAGUGAAGAUAGACAACAGCAACCGGCCCUUCAUCCCACAGAUUAAACACAAGCUGAAUGCUCAACAGUCUCUUGCAGACAGUUUGCGGUUACCGGAGAAAAUCACACCGCUUGAUAUGGAGAGUCCGACAUUUGUCUACCCACAUCCCUACCAAUAUGAGCUUGAUCACCUUCAGUAUAACCCCCAGCAUUUGAUGGCGACAGAAGUGCAGGAGCCUCGUCCCAUAGACUCGACACCUCUGACCCUCAUUGACACAGAGUCUGAGCUGAAGAAGCUGUGUGACCAUCUGAAGACUGUUCCGGCAUUGGCUAUUGACCUGGAGGCUCACACGUACAGGAGUUUUCAGGGGCUGACGUGCCUGAUGCAGGUGUCGACACGAGAACAGGACUACAUCAUUGACACACUGGAGCUCCGACAUAACAUGCACAUCCUUAAUGAAGUGUUCACAGACCCAAACACUGUAAAGGUAUUCCAUGGUGCUCAAUCUGACAUUGAAUGGCUUCAACGUGACUUCAACUUGUAUGUGGUCAACAUGUUUGACACAGGAGAGGCAGCUCGGACUCUGGAACAUUCUAGAGCAUCACUGGCUCAUCUCCUGAAUGUGUACUGUCAGGUGACAACAGACAAGAAGUAUCAGCUUGCUGAUUGGAGGAUCAGGCCAUUGCCAGAGCUAAUGGUGAAGUAUGCAAGGACUGACACACACUACCUACUGUACAUCUAUGACAAGAUGAAGAACGAACUGCUUCAGAAGGGCAAUGAGCAGAAGAACCUUCUCCACCAUGUCCUGUCUAAAAGCGUGCACAUCUGUGCCAGGGUGUACAGGAAGCCCGUGUUUGAGGAGAGCCAGUACCUGGACCUGUACAGGAAGAGUAAGAAACUGUUCAACUCCCAGCAGCACCAGGCUCUCCGGGAUCUGUAUGCCUGGCGGAAUAAGAUUGCCAGACAGGAGGAAGAGAGUCCCUGGUAUGUGUUCCCCAACCACAUGCUGCUGCAGUCGGCCCAGGUGCUGCCCCGUGAACAGCAGGGUGUGUUGGCAUGCUGCAGGCCGAUACCCCCCCUCGUCCGACAGAACCUGUCCGAGAUUCACAGCAUCAUCAUGGAGGCCAGAAGUGUCUCCCUUGUCAAGGUUGACCGGCCCAAAGUCCAGUUCCCCUCGGCUGCCCAGCACCCAAAGUAUGACUCGGAGAGCCUUCUUAACUGUCCUCAUGACACCUCUCACAUUAACAAGGCUGUUGCCAUGGUUACAGACGAUGAAACCCAACCAGAUUCCUCCCUGAUUUCUACAACAUCGUCUGUGUUCCGGGAUGGCAGUGGCAAGAUACCCCUCCAGGACAAUCCUAUCAUCUCCGCCUUCAGCUGGACGAGGAAGAGAACGAACAGUUUCAUGUCAACUGUUCAGAAGAAGGCAGAAGAAAUAAAGGGGAUGUUCUUGAGUCCUUUUCAGAUGUAUUUACAACCAGAUGAGAAGUCAACAAAGACCAAAGAAUUGUCACAAACACAACCAUCUAUUCAGAAUGUAAGUCCCUGGAAGUUGAAACCAAACACAGUCACAGAGAAGGGUGUGAAGCCUCCGACAGAACACACGUCAGACACCGAGAUCGACCCGGUCACAGGUCAACCAGUGCAUAUAUAUGAACCACCUGCCAAGAGAGUGAAGGUUGACACUAUCCCCAUCAGCACCAAUGAGUUUGUGUUGCGAGAGCAGGCUCAGAAGAAGAAAAAGAAGAAGAAAAAGGACCCACUGUAUGAGGCAAGUCUUCCCGGGGCCAUGGACGAGGGAGUGGUUGAAGAGCCAUCCCUUGGGGAAGAGGUGGGAGAAGAACCAGAGGAGGAGGAGGAAGAAGGAGAAGAAGAAGAAGAGGUGCCAAAGAAGAAGGGGAGGAAAACCAAGGAGUUUGUGCCACAUGAUUACAGUGGUUCUUACAGCAAAAUAUUUCAAGGAACUUCAAAAGCUAAAGAUGAGUUUAAUCCUGCUGGAAAAUUCAAGAAAGGAAAAAAGAAUAAGAAUCAGAAACGCAACAGCUCCCGAGGGAACAAAAGUUUCACCUACAACCGCGGUGGGCCCCAGGGUCGAGGCCACAAGAAGCAUUAGAGAAACGGGACAUCGCCACAGAUAGUACCACAUCAUCACUGCAUCUCGCUGUCUCUCUGGGGAGGCUCCAUCAUCUCUUGUAAGCCUAUAAAGAUGAAGGAAAGGAUCAGGUGUAAAUUAUCAAUUUCAGCAGGGAUCACGCUAUCUUUGCUAAGUUAUUUCCAACUUUCUGAGUAUAGACUUGAAAAUAAAGAGUGGUUAGAAUUGGUCUUCAGCAACCAAUGCUUGUCGUUCGAGGAAACUGACAGGAAUGUGUAGUCAGGCUUUCUGACUUGAUUGAUUCAUGUCAUUUUAUCCCAAAUGCAUUGAUCAGUAUGAAUCAUUAGACUGUCUGGUUCAGACUCAAUUUUUUAUGGACUGACAUCGGUUUGCUGCAAUAUUGCUGAGUGUUACAAAACAAAUUAACAAGGAGCUAAGAAGCCUUGUUAGAUUUGAGGAUAUUUAUCUAGAAGUCUACAAGACGUCUUUGACGUUCAGUUCCUCGGUGACUGCCUCCAGGGUCUAGUGGAGAGAGUGUCUGCUUGGAGAGCGGAAGGUUCGGUGUUCGAUCCCCAGCCAAGUCAUGCCAAAGUAUUUUAAAAGAUAGUACUUUUUGUUGCCCUGCCUGAUGCUCGGAGGGGCGGUCGGGUAGCG